UGGGCUCCCAUUCGGGGUGGGUUAUGAAGGUCAUGAAAUGAGUGACGACUUUACGACGGCAACGAUUUAAUUUUUAUACGAGGAGCAUCCGGGGUUCUUUCUAGCAUAGCCGUUCUAAAAAGGGUGAAUGAGAAACAGCGGGGCUCAACCAACGUUGAGGAUUGAGGACAAAUAAAGUUUCCCGAUGCGGGCUGCAUGUCGCCACCGCAGCUGAUACAUAAUGAACAAGCCGUCCACGGCGGCCCAGAAUCCCUCCCCCAAGAAACGCGCAACGGCAUCCCCCUCCCUGCCCGCCGUAGCAUGGAAGACGAGCUACGCCCACUCCCCGCAGGCUGGGUGCGCGAGUUCGACCCUGACACCCAGCACCAAUUCUUCGUCGACACCAUGGCCUCCCCCCCACGCUCCAUCUGGCACCACCCCUACGACGACGACACCUACCUGGACUCCCUCCCCCCAGCGAGCGCGAGCAACGCAGCCGACAUCGCCGCCGAGGAAACCGACGGCGACUCCGACGCCUCCAGCACCAGCACCAAGCGCAGCCUAGGCCGCAAGCUCAAAGACCGGAUCACGGGCACCACCCACGAGCAGCGCGCGGCAGAGCGCAGCCGCCGCGCGGCGGCCGAGCACGAGCUGUACCGGCAGCACCGGCUGCUGCGGCGGGCGAUGCACGAGGCGAUGCGCACGGGCCGGCCGCAGCUGCUGGGGCGCGACGAGAACCGCGCGCACCUGUAUCUGGAGCCGCCGGGGCAUACCUUCCCCGGGGUGACGGGCGUGCGGAGGUUGAGUCCGUAUCUGAGUGAGGUUGUGUAUGACGGGGCGGAUGGGCGAAGGCCGGGGCCGGCGGGGAGGUAUUUGAGGCCUGAGGGGGACAUGUAUGGCAUGGGGUAUGGUGGGUAUGGGUGUGGAAGGUUUGCCGGGGGCAGGUGGGAUCGGCCUGGGGUGGAGUAUAGGAGGGUGCCGGGGAGGGGGUUUGGGGGUGGGUUUGGCACACCGUUGAUGAUGCCGCUGAUGGGGGGGAUGAUGAUGGGCGGGUUGAUGGGGGCUGCUUUUUGA
Chaetomium fimeti is the source of this 1053-nucleotide messenger RNA. RefSeq lists its product as uncharacterized. NCBI's taxonomy places the organism in Eukaryota, Fungi, Ascomycota, Sordariomycetes, Sordariales, Chaetomiaceae. The record is from RefSeq and is a predicted model, not a curated record. The transcript is spliced from 3 exons. Bases 196 to 1053 code for a protein of 285 amino acids.